Neoarius graeffei (lesser salmon catfish) is the source of this 6699-nucleotide messenger RNA. It is a transcript of the gene ldlrb, whose product is annotated as low density lipoprotein receptor b. Bases 117 to 2792 code for a protein of 891 amino acids. The transcript is spliced from 18 exons. The record is from RefSeq and is a predicted model, not a curated record. Lineage: Eukaryota; Metazoa; Chordata; Actinopteri; Siluriformes; Ariidae. Gene Ontology annotation, molecular function: calcium ion binding; protein binding.
CGCUGUGGGCUGCGCACUAACACACUGCAGUAACACCGGGAAGUCGUCAGAGAGGGAUACUCUAACAUAUAUACAUAUAUUUAUAGUACAUUUAAAAAACAAAUAAACCUGUUGAGAUGCUGUUGAGGAAAAGCUGCAGUCUGGUUUUGAGCUGCAUUCUGCUCGGAUUCAUCUCUCUGCCUUUCAGCUGUGCUGCUACAUGUAACGAGCAGCAGUUUCAGUGCGGCAACAAGAAAUGCAUCACAAGACGCUGGGUGUGUGACGGGAUGGACGACUGCGGAGAUGGAACCGACGAGCUCCCUGCUACCUGCACUGAGAAGAAAUGCCUGCCGUCGGAGUUCACCUGCAAUGGGAAGCCUGUUCAGUGCAUAUCCUCCAGGUGGCGCUGUGACGGAAAGGCCGACUGUGAGAACGGAGAGGAUGAGCGGGGCUGCGCCCUAAAGAACUGUACGGCGGACGAGUUCCGCUGCGCAAACGGAGAGUGCAUCUCUUCGUCAUUCUUCUGCGAUGAGGAUGCUGAUUGUUCAGAUGGCAGCGACGAAGUGUCUUGCCCUAAGCCCACCUGUACAGCUGGCUCCUUCCAGUGUAAUAACACGGUCUGCGUUCCGCAGCUGUGGGCUUGUGAUGGAGACGUCGACUGCGCAGAUGGCUCCGAUGAGUGGAGUGAGCACUGCGGUCACAAACCGACACCCAGCUCCUGCAGUGGACAGGAGUUUCAGUGCAGUAACGGACAGUGCAUCCACAGCAUGUGGCGCUGCGAUAAAAGCUUUGACUGCACCGACCGUUCAGACGAAGCUAACUGCACUGUGGCCACUUGCCGACCCGAUGAGUUCCAGUGUAUCGAUGGUAGCUGUAUUCCCGGCGUCCAUCAGUGUGACGGCGAGUUCCAAUGCAAGGACUUUAGCGAUGAGAACGGCUGUGCCACUGUGAGUAAAUGUGAAGGCCCGGACACUUUCCAGUGCCGCAGCGGAGAGUGCAUCAGCAUCGAUAAAGUGUGCAACAAGCAGCGUGACUGCAAGGACUUCUCUGACGAGCCCCUCAAAGAGUGCAAUAUCAACGAGUGCCUUGAAAAUAACGGCGGCUGCUCUCAUACCUGUAAUGACCUGAAGAUCGGCUAUGAGUGCCUCUGCCCUUCAGGCUACCGCCUGGUGGACCAGAAACACUGUGAAGACAUUGACGAGUGUACAGACCCCGACACCUGCUCUCAGGUGUGCCUGAACCUGGUGGGCAGCUUCAAGUGUGAUUGUCAGGAAGGCUAUGAGAUGGACCCCAUGACCAAAGAGUGCAAAGCGGUUUCUGAUAACAUUCCUUAUCUGUACUUCACCAACCAUCACGAGGUGAGAAAGAUGACACUGGAUAAGAAAGAGUAUACGUGUCUGAUCCCGCAACUGAAGAACGUGGUGGCACUCGAUAUGGAUGUGUCCAGUGGAACAAUCUUCUGGUCUGACCUUUUCCACAAAAAGAUCUACAGCACUCCUAUAGACAAGGCUGCUUAUCCGGUUAACCACAUCACCUUGAUUGGCAGCCAAAUCUCCUCUCCCAAUGGCUUGGCUGUCGACUGGAUUCAUGGCAACAUCUACUGGACUGACAGUUUCUUACAAAGCAUUUCUGUGGCGACAAAGGAUGGGUCCAAGCGCAAGACUCUUAUCAACGAAGGCUUGAAUAAGCCGCACGAUAUUGUUGUAGAUCCAGAGCGCAACUUCAUGUACUGGACUGACUGUGGAAGCCCUGCCAGGAUAGAGAAGAGUGGUUUGAAUGGGGCAGAUCGUACAGCUCUGGUCACUGACAACAUCCUCUGGCCCAAUGGCAUCACAUUAGACUUGGUGAAUGAGCGCCUGUACUGGCUGGACUCUAAACUGCACAUGCUUUCCAGCAUUGGUGUGGACGGUGGUUUGCGUCAUACACUCAUCGUAGACGAGUGGCAGCUGGCCUAUCCAUUUUCACUGGCUGUGUUUGAGGAGAAAGUGUUUUGGACGGACGUAUCCAAUGGAAGCAUCCUGAGUGCAAAUCGUCUGACGGGAAAAAACGUUAUGAAAGUAGUAGAGAACCUACUGCAUCCCAAGGACAUUGUGCUGUACCACAACCUUAAGCAGCCCAACGGUACGAACUGGUGUGAAGAAGGGAACAAUGUGAACGGUGGGUGUGAGUAUUUGUGUCUUCCAGCUCCACGGGUGAAUCACUAUUCCCCAAAAUAUACUUGCACCUGCCCUGAUCACAUGAUCCUCGGCCCUGACAUGAGGAAGUGUGUGGAAGUUGUAAAGCCAGUAGCAACUACAGUAGCGAUUCCACCUCCAGUUCCAGCUGGUACUACACCAAAACGACCUGCCAUUCAAACCACCACCAAAAAUCCCAUAAAGUCAACCAAACAACCAUCCAGAACUCCAGGCUCCAUGACUUCCUUACGCGCAGCUGGGUCUCGAACAAACGUCUCCGAAACCAAGGGUGAGAUCAGUGCUCGUGAAGGUUCAAAUGAUGUGCACGUUGCAGUCACCAGCCCUUCGGAACACUCUGUCGCUCUCUAUAUCUUCCUCCCUAUAGUGGCAAUAUGCCUGAUUGCACUCGGUGCCGUGCUGCUGCGGCGUCACUGGAAGCUGAAGAACACCAACACCAUCCACUUUGAAAACCCUGUGUACCAGAAAACUACAGAGGACCAGGUGCACAUCUGCAGGAGUCAAAGCCAAGACGGCUACGUCAACCCACCACAUCAGAUGUUAUGUUUGGAUGAGGAUGAAGAUGUUGCAUGGUGGUUCUCUCAGAAAGACACAAACAGCUUCACAGGAAGUCAAAUCUGAAGAACGAGUGGGACUCCAAAGGUUAGCAGGCUCUUUAGAUGCUGCUCAUAUGCUUUGAGUUUCUUUUCUUUUCUUUUCUUUUUUUUUUUUGCUGCACAAAUCUGAAUGUGAAGGAAAAAUCCACAGCACAAAGCGUUCUUUUCCUCAAAGUACGGACACAGAAGAAUGUCAUCACCAUGAUAUAUGAAAAAAAGCCACUAAAUAUUUUACAAUAUCGACGCUUUCAGACCAAAGUCCUGUGCGAUGUUACAGCCAUCAGAUUUCCGUGCUCAUACCAUUUAACAGCACAUCUUGCAGCCAAACUUUACUAAGAUAGGAAGUAAGAUUAGAUCCAGUUAGAAUCUAAACGAAUAUGAAGAACCUCAUCAACACUCUUGGCUUGAAAGAAGAUUGUGUAUUUUGGUAAAACUUUUUUGAGAAGCCCUGCAGAAGGACCGCAUGACACAUUCAUAAAUUAAUAAGAAGCAGAAUGCAGGUAUGAAGCUAUGAAGAGCCCUUACUGCAUAUUGAUGGAAGUAUAUUAAAGGGAUACUUUAGCGUUGUUUGGCGUCAUCCCCUUCCACCAGGUUUAUAGCAUAUGUGUGGUUACCAUACUCAAGAAUUAUAAUUUCUUUGUCCUGAAAAGAGAACAGAAAACCUGUUUACUCGAAGGGACCUCUUAUUAUGGAACAGACUUAAAAUGGAAGGGCAGUUGCUGAAUUGUGCGGUGAGAAAACAAAUCGAAAACAAAAUUACAGUAAAGGCACAUACAUGUCAACCUUUGGUCAAUCAAACCUGUAUAACCAACCUCCAAAAUCCUUAUUUCCCUUAUAAAAUCCGUAUAAGAUGCAAAUUAAAAUAAUUUACCUAAAAUUUGAAUGAUAAUUAACAAUGAUAUAUCCCAGUUACUUUUUAUUCAAUAUUAAUAACAAUAAACCUUCAGAAUGAAUACAAAGCUCCAAUGUUUGACAAAAACACAGUGUUAUCAGCGUAGUUACGAAGGAAAUACUUCGUUGUUUGGAGACAGGUUUCACAGAGCGGCUAUUAUGCGCGAGACUUCAUAUUAGCCACAAAGUCAGGAAAAUCUGUUCAUAAAAUUACGUUAUAAUGACCAAAUACAAUGAAAAGUAUUUUUUCAGUCUCACCUGUGAAAGGUAAUCCCAUGUGAUCUCGUUUGGAUGGUAAACCUGUUGGUACAGUUAAACGCAGCACAUGAAUGAGGCAUCUUUAUUCUCGGCUACUGUCUAGACGCUAUACCAGAGACGGCUGAAGAAUCUCCACUUUGCCCCAUCCAAUAUGGCGGCGAGGAUGACGUAUGAUUCUAUGCAGAAGGCGGCGUCUAUGUUUAUAUGUCUAUGACUUCCCGGUUGGCGGGAUUCUCGCAAUGCGGUGUGUGCAUGAUCAAAAGUGGAACGAAGUCUCGCUACCACAAGAUAACGCGCGAUUUCAUAAGACUCUUUACUGGCUGUCUGUGGUGUACAGUACGUUUGUAAAUGUUAUGCGUUCUUUUAUCAUCGUGGGAAUUGAUUAUAGCUCUAAAUAAAUAUUGAAGUUUUUUUUAAAGAAUCCGUAUAACUUUAUUUAUACGCCCGUAUACUACGUUUAUUGAAUCAAAUCCGUAUAAAAUACGGACAUUCCGUAUAGGUUGACAUGUAUGAAGGCAUUAUACAGAUUCAGGACUUAAUUUACAAAUACUCUUGAUAGAAAAAUUCACAAAAAUACUCUAGCUGAUAAAUGUUAAUCGACUGCCCUGACAACUGCCCUUAGACCUCUAUUAUAAACAUGUAGGGAAACAGAAAUUCGUUGAAAUUCUUGUCCACGGUAAUCAUAUGUCCUUAUGGAUUAGGUUCGAAGACUAUGUUGAAUAAUGCUGGAGUAUUCCUUUAAUGGUGUGUGUGAACAUUUGCACAGUGUAAAUGACUGAUUGUCCAUUGUUCACUAACGAAUGUGUAGUGUUUUUAUUCGAGCCAUUGCUGGGCUUUACACAAAAGUAUUACCUGCAGAUGCUGAAGGUUACUUCUUUGCUAUGUGAAGGUUUACCUUUGCCUUGCGUGACUAUUUUUUCGUACAUGUUAACUUCCUGAACGACGAACUAGAUUACAGUACGAAGUUGUAUUGCAGUCUGAAGCGAACUGGUAUCGAAAUUAAAGUCGUGACGCGUCCUGAGCCAUGACCGCUUUUUAUACGACGGUCAUGACACUACCGUGACUUGUUGGCAAGACAGGUCAUCUUUCCAAAGAACUAUUCAGGGAGAAAUUAUUUAAAAAAAAAAAAAGUCGAUACAGGUUUGCCACGCUGGCAUUUUGCACUUGAAGAGAACAGCUUGUUACCUCUUGUUGAAGAAUGCAGACAAAACAGAAGCUUUACGAUAUUUGAUACCAUUGAAUGAUCAACAGCCUGUUAGCGCUUGUGCUUUCGGAUAUUUAUGUGCCUGUACGAUGCCAGCUGUAGAUUAGUUAGAUGUGUGGCUUAUCUGAUUGUUCUCAUUUGUUUGAAACAAAUGGAUGAGUUGCUGCCUUAAUGCUCAGGUUUCGGAAUGUUCACAGAAUAACUGGCCAGUGCUGGGUUUCUCAAAAGCCUCUUAACGCUAAGAGCAUCUUAACUAGGAGAGAGACUGUUCAUUGUGCUGCUCACUCUACCAUUUAACGAUGAUCUUUGUGCUGCGAUGCUUUUGGGAAAUUCAGGCCAGAAUAAUACAACCUGAUAGCUGUAGCAUAUGUAAAAUGUAAAAACUUUUUUUUUUUUUGUGGAGAGUAGUUUUUAAAAUGAUAUUUAAGACAUUAUUUGAGUGUAAUCAACGUCAAAUCAUGUACAUUGACUACGCUGCUGUUUUUUUUGCACACUCCGUGAAUCUCUAUUUUGAAAGAUUGCAGUUCUUACAGUAGAUGAGAUCAUAACGUGAAGUAAAUGUAAAAUGUGUACAUAAUGCCUGUGUAUAUACUGUACGUUUUCUGUCACUCACUGUUUCUUAAGUUUGUAUAAUUUGUUUGUAUAUUUAAACCACAGAUUUUGUAAAGAGGGAAAAAGUGCUUUAUUUAUUGUACCAUAUCGAUAUAACGUGUCAUUUAGUAUUUUAUAGUUUCUUUACUAUUUACAGAAGACAAGCAUGUUCUUGUAAUACUUGCACUGUUAUAGAUGGAUUACAUGACAGCAUAUCUUUAUCAAAUUUAGUUUUGGCUUGUAACACCACGGUCUUCAAAUGAUUUUAAUAUUGUGCUUUUAAUAUUAUGUUUAAGUUACACUUAGACAGUUCCGGUGUAGUUAUUACCUAGGCACUGUAAAAAUACAGAUUUGAUUCUGUAGGCAUGUUACAACUCAAAGAUUAUGUAGGACGUUUAUAAAAGUCAGACGUUAUGAAAUGAGCAGUUACGUACACGAAAGUACUUACAUGAUACAUUCAUAAUUGUAAGAUGUGCUACUAUAAUCCAUCUGUAACAGCACGAACGUUGUAAUUACAAAACAUGAUAAUUACUCGUGUUUAAUUUUAUGUGUAAUAUUAAUAUAAAAUGGGACCAAAAAAAUAACAGCGCACUAUACUUUUAAAAUGAGCCAUGUUACCGUCAUAAAUGUCAUUGUAUAAAUGCCAUCAAAAACACUUCUUCUUCUAUAAAAAUCACACAAUUUAAUUGUUAAUUACAAUGUUUGUGCCUUCUGAUAAUCAUACCAGGCCUUACCUAAGCAGGAGGGAUUAUUAUUAUUAUUAUUAUUAUUAUUAUUAUGUUGUUGUUGUUGUUACAAGAGUUACUUUUUACUGAGGUUUGUGUCCUGGGGAUUCAUUUGCUUUAACAGAAAGAUUAGUCUGUUAUAGUCUACUAGAUGUUAGCUGUAGAUAAGAGUAUCUGAACGGUUCAAAUGAAGGAAGCAAGAGCAACAGUUGCAUGGUGUUUAUUUUGUGUUAUUGUUAAAUAAAUGUUAUCUUUUAACCUGA